UUAACAAAGUCGCCGUCUCUCUUGUUACAGAGGGUGCUGAUGCUGUAGCUCGCCAUGACCGCUAGGAUGCUGGCCGUCUUCGACGUGAUGGGCGACAUAUCGCCCGUCUCGGCGCCCACCUCGCCCACGACGGCCGAACCGCCCAAUGGCGCGCCGGCCCGGAAGAACAGUGGGCUCAACAACGGCCACACCAACGGCAACGCCAAUGGCCAUGUCAACGGUCAUGCCAACGGCCACGUCAACGGAAACGCCAACGGCCACGUCAACGGAAACGUCAACGGUCACGUUAACGGUCACGCUAACGGUCACGCCAAUGGUCACGCCAACGGGACGACGAGCCCGACGAAAGUCAACGGGGUGGUGACUCCGGCGAAAGUCAACGGUACCCCGGUCAAGAAGGGGAGCCUCACCGACAACCCCAUCGCGCUCAACAACUACCACAACAACCAACUCAACCACCUCAACAACAACAACAAUAACAACAACAACAACAUCAUUGCCUCCCCGCUCAAGCCCAAGUCGCACAUGCUGACCAAGCAGCAGACACAGUCCGUGUUCCCCAGGAGGGCAGCGGCCAACCUCCAAUUCACUGACAU
Molecule: messenger RNA, 596 nt
Organism: Frankliniella occidentalis (western flower thrips)
Lineage: Eukaryota; Metazoa; Arthropoda; Insecta; Thysanoptera; Thripidae
Source: RefSeq, a predicted model, not a curated record